GUCCGACGCGGCGUGACGAUGCCCGGCACGGUGUGGUGCGGAGCGGGCGACUCGGCCAGCGACUUCUCCGACCUGGGAGCUUUCCAGGGCCCGGACAGCUGCUGCCGAGAGCACGACCAGUGCAGUGUUCAGAUCACUGCCCUGCAGCGCAAGCAUGGGAUCUUUAAUUUACGCCCGUACACCAUCUCCCACUGCGACUGCGACACCCGGUUCAGGACUUGUCUGAUGGAUCUCAAUGACACCAUCGCGGACUUCAUUGGCACGACCUACUUCUCAGUUCUGCAAAUCCCGUGCUUCUACCUGGAGGAGAGCGACGAGGCCUGCCUCGAGUGGGCAUGGUGGGGCGGGUGUAAUAAGCGGGGCCGAAUGCUUAUGGCUCACACGGUGCCACCGAGCGCAUACGGAUCCGUGCCAUCGGUUACCACCCUGCCCCAACCAGGAACGGAGACCACCAAGGACAGGAAGCACAGGAAGCGGAAGCUGCAGGGGCCAGAACACCCGGGUGUCCCUUGGCAGAGAGGCAGGCCUGGGAGCCGAAGGAAAUUGCUGUUGUGA
Messenger RNA from Varanus komodoensis (Komodo dragon), 555 nucleotides. It is a transcript of the gene PLA2G3, whose product is annotated as phospholipase A2 group III. The record is from RefSeq and is a predicted model, not a curated record. Bases 19 to 555 code for a protein of 178 amino acids. Gene Ontology annotation, biological process: phospholipid metabolic process; arachidonate secretion. Gene Ontology annotation, molecular function: A2-type glycerophospholipase activity. Lineage: Eukaryota; Metazoa; Chordata; Lepidosauria; Squamata; Varanidae. The transcript has 5 exons.